GCCUGGGCAGCAGUGCUCAGCUCAUUCGGACGCGGAGCUGCUGCCUUUGCGCCCCUUACAGAGGGUUUAAGAAGCCAACAAACCGCUGGAUUUAAGCAGUUUUAAACACCGCGGAACCACAGCGUGGUAGUUCUCUGCACCACUGUCUCUCAGGCUGGGUCUGUCAGCAUGGGUAAUGGCAUCAAUAAGGUCCUGCCUGAUUUAUAUCUGGGAAAUUUCAAAGAUGCGAGAGACAGAGAACAGUUAGCCAGAAACAACAUUACACACAUCCUGUCCAUUCAUGACAGUGCGGCCCCCAUCCUCCAGGAGAUGACCUAUCUCUGCAUUUCGGCAGCGGACCUGCCCACACAAAACCUGACUCAGCACUUUAAACAAAGUAUAAUGUUCAUGCACGAGUCUCGCCUCAAAGGAGAGGGCUGCCUCGUUCACUGUUUGGCAGGUGUGUCCCGCAGUGUUACCCUGGUAGUAGCUUACAUCAUGACAGUGACAGGACUGGGCUGGCAGGAAGCGCUGGCGGCAGUGAGGGUGGCCCGGCCCUGUGCCGGCCCCAAUCUGGGUUUCCAGCGCCAGCUCCAGGAGUUCGAGGCUACUCAAGCUGAUGAGUUCAGAGAAUGGCUACGGAAGGAAUAUAAGGACAACCCCUUCAAUGAUGAGGCUGAUAUUCGUGACUUGCUUGUGUCCAAAGUCAAAGGUGAAGAGGUGGGAAAACAGGCAUCUACCCCACCUGGAGGUAUCUGAUCAGAAAUUUUGAUGAUGGUCAUCUUUUGUAGCUAAAUAUGGAGGAUUACACCACUGUGUGAUGCUUAAGUAUUCUGGACCUGUCUGGAAGUCUCAUGAGCUGGAGCGCACUACUGAUCCUCUAGACAUCAUGGACAUGAACACUGGAAGAGACCGUUAUUAUGUCAAGCACAUAUUCAUUUUUAGCAUUCAUUGAUUGAUGUUUCUGGUGCUGUUUUUCUAAUUUAUAAAUAUUGUGAACUGUGUACUGAGUCAUUAUCCUACUAAUAA
Messenger RNA from Seriola dumerili (greater amberjack), 1008 nucleotides. RefSeq names its product dual specificity protein phosphatase 22-B-like (gene dusp22b). NCBI's taxonomy places the organism in Eukaryota, Metazoa, Chordata, Actinopteri, Carangiformes, Carangidae. The record is from RefSeq and is a predicted model, not a curated record. Gene Ontology annotation, molecular function: protein tyrosine/serine/threonine phosphatase activity. The transcript is spliced from 7 exons. Gene Ontology annotation, cellular component: cytosol. The coding region runs from base 169 to 738 and encodes 189 amino acids. Gene Ontology annotation, biological process: positive regulation of JNK cascade; protein dephosphorylation; regulation of cell population proliferation.